This is a messenger RNA of Plasmodium malariae, 612 nucleotides long. Its product is annotated as conserved Plasmodium protein, unknown function. The transcript has a single exon. Lineage: Eukaryota; Apicomplexa; Aconoidasida; Haemosporida; Plasmodiidae. The coding region runs from base 1 to 612 and encodes 203 amino acids. The record is from RefSeq and is a predicted model, not a curated record.
AUGGGUGGUGAUUAUUUCAAAUUAAGUGAAGAGGUAAAACUAAAGGGGGAAUUGACCAGAAAGAGCAACAACAUAGAAGACAAAGCAGAGUUAUUUUGUUUUAUAUGCUUAGAAAAAAAAUUGGAAAACUCACUUUUGCUUUCGUGCUGUUCGUUAUGUACAGCAUGUGUUCAUAAGAAAUGCUGGUUUAGUUGGAGGAAAACACAAAAGUUAAGUUCGCUAAGAUCUAAAUUAUUAGGGUUAAAUAAAUUGGAUCCUUUAUUAUGUACAAUAUGUAAAACAGGUACUGCAAAAAUAGAAGAAGAAAGAGAUUUUAACUGGUUAGUAAAUAAUAAUAGUAAUAAAGAAUUUUUGCAAGAUGAAUUAUUGAGGACUAUUGCUUCCAUAUUAAAUAAUGAAGUGAAUGAUAAUAAUAUACCUAUAUUACAUUUCAAAUAUAUUUUUUCCUUUAAUUUAAUUUUUUUAAUUAUAUCAAUUAUAGUAAUUAUAUUUUGUACAGUAAUUUUUCAUUUUACAACCACUUAUGUUCUCCUCAUUGCUCUUCUUGUACUAUAUGAGGUUAUAGUUCUACAAGUAGUUUUAUAUCUUUAUAUUAAAAUCCGAUAUAGUUAA